Molecule: messenger RNA, 1283 nt
Organism: Hevea brasiliensis (rubber tree)
Lineage: Eukaryota; Viridiplantae; Streptophyta; Magnoliopsida; Malpighiales; Euphorbiaceae
Product: F-box protein At5g52880
Exons: 6
Coding region: 63-962 (299 amino acids)
Molecular function (GO): protein binding
Source: RefSeq, a predicted model, not a curated record
UCGUUUGAUCAAGCUGUGAAUUUAUUGGGUGCCCCUUCUCCUUUUUUCAUUGCUGUUCCAAUAUGUCAAAUCCAAUUGAAAGAUAUCAAAAGCUAGCGUUUAAGCACGCUUUCUCAAGAAUUCACCAUUACCCAGUAGCCUGCAAAGAUCUAAGCUUGAUUCUCAGAGAAGCUUAUCACAAACUCCCCAAGAAUCUUCAAUCCGUCGUCUUCCAAGACACCCUCUCGGCCUUUCGGCUUCUUCCUGAAAUGCAGUCACGCAGCGCUGUCUCAGCAGCCCAUCUUCUAUUUCAGAGCGCAGAGGCUGUAUUGCCCAAACAAAGGAAAAAUUUGGCUGUUAAAGAAUUUAAACAUGCAAAGGUUGCUCAUAAGAGGCGCUGUAAAGCUCAUUCGGAGGAAGAAGCUUCAGAUGCGGCCGAAUUGCCACAAGAUGUUCUAGUACACAUCUUCAGCUUCCUGGACAUCCAGUCUUUAGUUUCUGUUGGGCUAGUCUGCUGGUCAUGGAAUUUCGCAGCUAGUAAUAACCAGCUGUGGCAAUUGCACUAUGCUAUUUUUUUCGGUAGCAAGCAUGACUCUUCACAGCAGAAUGGCAGGCAGGGUGAAAAUAAGGAGUUCACUUCACAGGACAUCUCAAAUGCUAGAACCAAUAUUAAUUGGAGAGAGGCCUUUAAAAGAACAUAUAAUGGCAAAUCAUCAAAGAGGUUAGCAUCUGAUAGGGGAUAUUGUAGUCAAUGUGAAACAAUAGUUUGGCUAGAUAACAUGAAAUGCUGUAAUGGAGACUGUGGACUGAAGUCUGGAAAUUGGCAAAUCAUGCAUGUAUCAUCUCACGAGGUUGUUGAAUAUCUAUUAUAUGGUUCAUCAUCAAUAAUAUCUUCUUCAGAAAGUGACAGUGACUCAGACGAGGAGUUGAUUACCAGAUUAUGGGCCUACCCCAGGGACAUUGGUAGAUACCAGUACAAGUGAAAAAAAAAAAAAAAAAGGGCCCCUCUUUUCAGUUGGGAUCUUUCAUAUAUUUGAUGUCUUAAAAUUGAUGGAGGUGUCAUGUGUGGUAUUGAUUAAUUUUUACUAGUUCUUCAGUAGAGUCUGGAAAUAUGUUGCGUUCAGAACAGGAAUAGGAUGUUGUUUCGUUGUGCUACAGAGUUACUAUGGUGGUUGAAGCUUGCUUGUCAGCAUGCUUAAGUUCACCUACAUUGAUAAUAUUAUAUUAAAUCCCCACAUUACGUUAGGUGAUUUGAACCCUCAAAGCUCCAAUCUCGAUGAAUGAAGUUCUGAGUUAAACGAAAA